UCUAAAAUAGUACUCAACAGGAAAAAUGGAAAGACGCUUGAUGUCUAAAUUAGCUCCAAAAUUGGAAAGGAAAUAUGUGGAGAAAAAUAGAAGGAAUCAUAUGAAGAAUCUAUGUAAUCAACUUCACUCCAUGCUCCCUACUCAUCCCUCUUCCUCCAAGGAAACAACAAUGGCAGUGCCUGAUCAAAUAGAUGCAGCAGUGAAGUACAUAGAAAGUUUGAAAAUGAAAUUGGAGAAGAGCAAGAAGCACUUGAAAGAUUUGAAAAUGGGCCCAAAGAGGGACCAAUUACUCAAUGCAACUAAUGAGCCCGGCCCAACCACAAAGUCACCACCUCAGAUUGAAUUCCAUGAAAUGGGCCCAAACAUGGUCGUAGUUUUAAUAACUAGCCUUGAAAAUAUAGCCACAUUUAAUAAAAUCAUUCGAUUAUGCCAUAAGGAAGGUGUUGAAGUUGUGUCUACGAGCUUUAAACUCAAUGGAAACUCUACACUGCAGAUUUCUCAUGAAACUAAGGUGCAAAUCAAUAGAAGUUCAACAAUGGAAUUUAAAGCUACAAGUCUUUGUGAUAAGAUGAAGGAGUUGAUUUAUGGACCAUCUUGCAGCAAUGACAUGGAAUCCCACCAACAUUUAUGGGACUACAUUAUUGAAUCUGGACUUAUAGAAUUUAAUACAGAGGAAUUAUCACCAAUAGCAAGUCAAAAUCCAAACAUACAUAGUCAUAUGCAAAAUGUUAAUGAAACUCCUAGAUUUUGCUAAGUUGUAGGAUGUUACGAAAAAUCAAAAAUCAAAUCAAACCGGAAAAAAAACAAAUGAUAUUUCAUGGUUUGAUUUGGUUUUAGGUUUAAAUUUUAAAAUUUUUACGGU
Solanum dulcamara is the source of this 862-nucleotide messenger RNA. Its product is annotated as transcription factor bHLH162-like. Gene Ontology annotation, cellular component: RNA polymerase II transcription regulator complex. The transcript is spliced from 3 exons. Lineage: Eukaryota; Viridiplantae; Streptophyta; Magnoliopsida; Solanales; Solanaceae. Gene Ontology annotation, biological process: regulation of transcription by RNA polymerase II. Gene Ontology annotation, molecular function: protein dimerization activity; RNA polymerase II transcription regulatory region sequence-specific DNA binding; DNA-binding transcription factor activity, RNA polymerase II-specific. The coding region runs from base 26 to 754 and encodes 242 amino acids. The record is from RefSeq and is a predicted model, not a curated record.